CGACUCUUGCGCUGCCGGCAGAAGAAUCGGCGAACAAGGCUGCCAAUGCCAAAGACCUCAUGUACUCCCGUGUGGUCGGCUAUCUCCUCUUCUAUGCUCCAAACGCCACUGCCCUGGCCACGCUUAAAGAUGACAUCGCAUCCUGCGACACGGCGGAUCAAGGUCCGCUCCAAGCUCUCUACAAUCUGGGAGAGUUCUAUGUCAAAAAUUUGCUCCUCAUCUUCAGAAAGACGAGAGGACGAACUCCUGUUCCUUCGGAUCAUCCUUCUCGCCCCUCCUUUGAAGUUGCGAAGAGUCAGGUCAUGGAGGAUCUGCAGUCAACACCACGCAAUCAUUCCGAUGCCAAACUCGCGGCCCUGGCUAGGGAUAACUUCCGCUGCAUGGUGACGGGCAGAGUCGACUUGUCUUCCUGUGAAAAUGGUCUUAUCGCGUAUUCUCCAGGGGAAUUUUUGUGCUGCGCGCAGUGCGCAUACAUAUUCCCGGACUCGCUUGGUAACAUUCGGGCAGGAGGAAGGGGCGACAAGGAACAUCAGGUCGCGACAGCUUGGAUGUUGUUGAAACGAUUCGGUCACAAGGAUGUCUACAACGAAUUGAAAUCGGACACCUCCAAGACGAAUCUUCAUCGGUUAGAGAACAUCAUGACACUCGAAUACUCCAUCCACGACCUCUUUGACAAGAUGUCGCUCUGGUUUGAAGCGCAGAGUGAGCCAAAUGUCUAUCGCGUCGCCAUGGCACCGCGCUUGGAGUUAGCUCGUUCUGGACUCGGUGUCCCGGCCACCGUACAUCUCACCGCGCAUAGCGACUCCCCUCUACCUAGCCCGAAGUAUCUUGCCAUUCAUGCUGCUUGUUGUCGCGUUGCGCACAUGUCUGGUGCCGCGGAGUACUUCGAUAUGAUACUUCGCGACAUGGAGGAGCUUCAGGUCCUGUCUGAGGAUGGCGCGUCUGCUGACGUCCUCGCGUACGCUCUCCCUCGUCUUGUAGAGCCUGAUGACCCGUACCGCGCAAUUGGCACUCGAUAA
Dichomitus squalens LYAD-421 SS1 is the source of this 1019-nucleotide messenger RNA. RefSeq lists its product as uncharacterized. The transcript has 5 exons. The coding region runs from base 60 to 1019 and encodes 319 amino acids. NCBI's taxonomy places the organism in Eukaryota, Fungi, Basidiomycota, Agaricomycetes, Polyporales, Polyporaceae. The record is from RefSeq and is a predicted model, not a curated record.